Molecule: messenger RNA, 933 nt
Organism: Vicia villosa (hairy vetch)
Lineage: Eukaryota; Viridiplantae; Streptophyta; Magnoliopsida; Fabales; Fabaceae
Exons: 1
Coding region: 1-933 (310 amino acids)
Source: RefSeq, a predicted model, not a curated record
AUGAGGAGAUUUUUGGUUGAUAGAGCAAGUAUUGAGAAUGUGAAUGUUGUGCAACCGGAAGCCGAAUUAGAACCGCCACCUAACGUAGUUAAUGAGUUUAACCCAAAUGAGAUUGUGCGCGAUCCAGGUCAUAGGAAACAAAUUAAUGAGUAUGCUUCGGAUAUUCAAGAUCAGGUGAGGAGGGCAUAUAUAUUGAAGGGUCCAAUGCAACCAGAUUUGCCAAGCUUUCCUCGUACUCCAUUUGGAAGUGUUUCUAGAGCAUUUAGUAAAUCAUGGUAUAAGAAUUACACAUGGUUAGAAUACAGUGAGAUCAAGGAUGCAGCUUAUUGUUUUUAUUGCUUUCUCUUUAAGCAACCCGGGAGGGCCGAGCACUUUGGUUUUGAAGUCUUCACUAAAAGCGGGUAUAGAGAUUGGAAGCAUGCAUCUAAAAGCUUGAAAGAUCACGUUGGUAGUCAUAACAGUUUACACAACUCAUGUGUCAAGCAUUACGAUGAUUAUAAUAAUCAAAGACAAAGUGUGGCAAGUAAGUUUGCUAAAGCAACCAAGGAAUCAGAAGAAUUGUAUAAGAUUCGUUUGACUUGUUCUGUAGAUUGUUCAAGAUAUCUCAUGGCACAAGGCAUGGCUUUCCGUGGUCAUGAUGAAUCCUCUACUUCUCUAAAUAAGGGAAAUUUUAGAGAGAUGGUGGAUUGGGUAAAAUCUUCGAAUGAACAAGUGAGGGAUGCUUUUGAUCGUGGUGGAAAAAAUUGCACAAUGACAUCCGGUGACAUUCAAAAAGAGCUUGCAACCUGUUGUGCACAUGAAGUUACCAAGGUGAUACUGGAAGAGCUUGGUGAUAGACAAUUCUCUGUGCUUAUUGACGAGUCACGUGAUAUAUCCGUCAAAGAGCAAAUGGCAGUGAUGUUGAGGUUAGUAGUUGUAUUUUCCAAUUUCUAA